Molecule: messenger RNA, 963 nt
Organism: Melopsittacus undulatus (budgerigar)
Lineage: Eukaryota; Metazoa; Chordata; Aves; Psittaciformes; Psittaculidae
Product: cysteine and histidine-rich protein 1
Exons: 4
Coding region: 123-947 (274 amino acids)
Cellular component (GO): nucleus
Source: RefSeq, a predicted model, not a curated record
GGCCGCCGAGGGGGGCGGCCGGGAGCGUGAAGCUGGAGGAGCGGCUGCACUCGGUGCUGUGCUGCACGGUGUGCCUCGACCUGCCCAAGGCCUCCGUAUACCAGUGCACCAACGGGCACCUGAUGUGCGCCGGCUGCUUCAUCCACCUGCUGGCAGACGCGCGGCUCAAGGAGGAGCAGGCAACGUGUCCCAACUGCCGCUGUGAGAUCAGCAAGAGCCUGUGCUGCAGGAACCUGGCUGUGGAGAAGGCAGUGAGUGAACUGCCCUCUGAGUGUGCCUAUUGCACCCGCCAGUUCCCCCGCGCCAUGCUGGACCGGCACCAGAGCGAAGAGUGCCACGACAGGGUGACCCAGUGCAAGUACAAGCGCAUCGGCUGCCCCUGGCAGGGCCCAUACCACGAGCUGUCGGUGCACGAAGCCGAGUGCACCCAUCCCACCAAAACCGGGAAUGAGCUCAUGGAUAUCCUGGAUGAGAUGGACCAGACGAGGAAGAAGGAGAUGCAGCUCUACAACAGCAUCUUCAACCUGCUCAGCUUCGAGAAGAUCGGCUACACAGAGGUCCAGUUCCGCCCGUACCGCACGGACGACUUCAUCACACGCCUGUACUACGAGACACCGCGACUGACAGUGCUGAACCAGACGUGGGUACUGAAGGCACGCGUCAACGACUCCGAGCGCAACCCCAACCUGUCCUGCAAGCGCACGCUCUCCUUCCAGCUCAUCCUCAAGAGCAAGGUCAACUCCCCCCUGGAGUGCUCCUUCCUGCUGCUCGAGGGGCCCUACGACGACGUCAGCAUCCGCCCCGUCAUCUACCACUUCGUCUUCAGCAACGAGAGCAACGAGACCGAGUACCUGGCGCUGCCCAUCGCUGACUCGGUGGAGUGCAACAAACUGCUGGCGGCCAAGAACAUCAACCUGAGGCUGUUUCUGUUCCAGAUCCAGAAGUGAGACUGUGCCGACUGAG